AGCACACAUGUUCAGAUCCAGUACAGUAUGAAUUAUUGGAACUUUUAUUAAGAGGGCAAGUAAUUUAGCUAGCUAAAGCGCGGACUUGUUUUGGGUUGUUGUAUUUGUUUAUUUUUGUUCAUUUUCACCAUCAACCCGUUUCAAAUGUGUAGUUUAUUAUCCGGGGAAUAGGCCAGCGUUGUAAAUACAACUUAUCACACUAGCUAGCCUAUGGCCAUGAUGCAUGGGCGAUAAGGUUUCUAACUAGCUAAACAUUGGUGCAGUUGAAUGAUGCAGUCCCUAACCCAAGAGGUUGAAGUUGGGCUCUCUGUGGCUCAAUGUUUCCGAACUCUCACUGCUAGUUCCAAAGAGAAAGAGGUGACAAAAGCUUUACACAGACUAGCAAGUUACCUGGACGAUGAGGUUCAAUGUAAAAUUACCUCAGCUCAAAGAACAGAGUUCCUUCGAGCCUACUACACUCGGACGCUACAGUUUCUCAUCAGUAACAUCAAUGCUGAUUGGAUUCAGCAUAUUACUGCUGCUCAACGCACAGAAUUAUGGGAUGGCUUGUUCCUAAGAGGUCCUCCAGACCAGGCCCUGUUAGUGCUAAUGGACGCAAUCGGCUCAAUAAGUAGUCCCAGUGCAGGUCUGGACCAUUUGGUCAGCAUCCUGGAGCGGUUCCUUCAGAGCGGCCGUCUUACAGUCCUGCUGUGGUCCCGGUGUCAGGAGACUGCCCCCUCUGACUCUCCCCAGCUGAGAGAGACUCUGCUGGGCCGCCUGGUCGCUCUGCCUGACCUUACCGCCAACAAGCUGCACCCCCACAACAAGACUGUCUUCCUCCCCCAGCAGUACUACCCCUUACUGGCCAGUGGAAUGCUCACUGCCCUGGAGAGAACCUGUCAGGCUUUGAGAGAUGGAAGAGACUGCUCUUUGGCUUUCGUGGCCCUUACACUGGGAAAGGCUUGUGUUCAGGGACACAGUGGGUUAGUCUUUGAGGUUCUGGCCCCUACGCUCUCCUCCAGCACAAGCUCAGACAUGGUGUGGCAGAGGGUGUGCUGGAAGCUUCUGGAGAAUGUUCCGGAGCGCUGGCUGGAGAGCGUGCUCACUGGGCUGGUGCAAGCUGUCAACAGGCCUGACACUCUGUCCAGGAUCAUGGGGAACCUGGUGUUGAAAAACAAAAAGGCCCAUUUUGUCAUCACCCAUAAACUGCUGUUACUCCAGUACAAGUACGAGACUCGUGUAUUGAGGGUUGUUCUGGGUUACCUGGCUGAUGACAGGGAGAGGAGACCAUUACUUCUACAGGUGCUACGGGCACUGUGUCAGGCCUGGGCCAACCCCAGUGCUGUGAGACACACCACCCUGGAACAGCAGCUGUAUGUCAGCCGGGCUCUGCUGCUGUGUGUGGCGCUGCUCGAUGACGCAGAGCUAAAGGAGCUACGCUCAGAGUUGCUGCAGUGCAUGCUGGGAGGGAUGCAGAGCCACCUGGACAGCAGCGUAGUUCGUGUGAGGCGUAUGGGCAUGGUGGUUGGGGAGUGUCUCAGCUCCCGGAUGGACAUUGAUGGAGCCAAACUCAAAUUUGAGUACGAGCAGGAUGAAGAGACCAAGGAGCUACUCUCCCUGUUGGCUCCGCCGUCCGAAGAAACCAAACCGGUCGCUGGCCCACAGGAUCCUCCCCGAGAGGUUGAAGUUCAGACAGUACAGUCCCAGGCUGCAGCGGCCCGGACGUCAGCAGCCGUUCCAGACUCUGACCUGGACAGUGACGAUGAGCUCACCCCCUACGACAUGUCAGGUGACCAGGAGAUGAGCCCGGCCGCCCCGCCUCGCUACCUCCGAGACUGUCUGGAGGCCUUCCUCUCCUCCGAGGACCCGGUGAGGGUGGAGCUCAGUCUUCGAGCGGUCGAGGGCCUGGUGAGGAAAAACCCCUCCACAGCCCGAGAGGUCAGCGUGGAGCUGAGCAAGGUGCUGCUGCACAUGGAGGACCGGUACGGCACCGAGGGCUUCCUGAGCCUCAGACGGUCAGCCAUGGUGGCCCUCGCCGUCACCCACCCAGUCGCCGUGACUGAGUUUCUGACCACCGAGUUCUACUCCAUGAACUACAGUCUACGACAACGGCUGGAUAUGUUAGAGGUCCUUGCCACGUCAGCGCAGGAGCUCUCUCAGCCAAUCACGGACAAAGGAGUUCCAUCCAAGGGCAUUCGGGCGGUAACCGUGGAUGCACCCCCUUACCCCGACGACGACACUACGCACUGGCGACAAGUGGUGGAGAGGCGGAUUCAGAGCAAGACCAAACUGCUCAGUAAGGGUGUCACUCGCCCCCCAGCCAAGCCCACCCCAAACCGUUUUGCCCCUGUCGCUGGACACUACUUCUUCCCUCUGCUCAGGAACUAUGACAGGCCUCAGGUGACCUUUGACCUGCUCGGCAGUGACCAUCUGGUCCUGGGGAGACUGAUCCACACCCUGGGCCUCAUGAUGCACCUAGCGGUCAAUGCUCCAGUGGCCACUCAAAUGGGCAGAGCUCUGUUGGACUUCGUCUGGGCUGUCCGCUACCACAUCGACCAGAUGGUGCGGCGUGGAGUCCUGUUUGCUGUCUGCUCUGUCUUUCUGAGCAUGCCUAGUCAGAGUUUGCUGGUUGAGCUCAGUGACCAGCUCUUCGAGACCAGAGCAUGGCUGGCAGAUGUCGCUGAAGGGGAUCCUGAUGCAGACUGUAGGAGCCUGGCCGUGCAGAGCCUGGUGCUGCUGGAGAAGAGUCUGAAGACUGAACUGGACCCGACUGCACUGGGCCUGCAGUCAUGAUCACACAAGGAAACAGACAGUGUAUAAAAAGCCACAGCCAGCCAGUCUAUUGCUUGUGCCUCACAGUGUAUUGGUAGAGACAGCUUCAGGACGCCGGUUGUGACAAGAGUACUAAUGAUGCUUGCCCCGGGCCCCGAGGAUGUAGUGGAUCCUGGACUAUGAAGGAUGUCCUUUGACAUAGAGCUGCAGGUGCUGCUGGCCCACCAUAUCCUGCAACCAAUAAACACCAAGCCAAAGGAAAGAAUACGCGUGGGUGUGCGUGAGACAGAUUGUGACACCUAAAUGGCAUGUUCAGUCAAUGUAUGAUUCAUCGGACAGGAAAGAGGUAAAGGAUUGAGCUGAGAUUUUUUUCUCAGAAAGAGCAGUGAGCUGAAUUCCAUCCCACGCUACAGCAAUGCAUGUACCAGGGGCAGCAGCUCCGGCCACGUCAGUUGUUUUUGGGAUACAGGAAGUUACUUUGUAAUUCAUAAUAUAAAUAGAUAAAUGUACUGGGCCUGUACGUAACACCACAUAUAGAAUAGCAGGAAAUAUUAUAUAUAAAUAGCAGGAUUUGAAGCUGCUCCAGUUUUUCUCCUGCAGCUGUCAACAUAUUUUGCUGUAAACAGUGCUUUUGUCCAUAGAAAUAGCGGAAUGGUAACAUGAGUAGUUUGAGAACCGUCUACCAAGUUUUUUUAACCAGUUGAAAUGUUUUUUUGUUUUUUUUACGGAAUAUGUGGACUAAAGUCUAUCAGAACAAGCCACUCCCAUUGCUGCAGAUGUCCUGAUGCAGAAUUGGUUCAAUAAACUGUUUAACCACUGUCUCUGUCACAAAGCAUGAAAAUGGCCAUAAAUAUAUCUUUAAAAAAUAAUAUUUUCAUAAAAAAAAAAAAACCUGUAUUAAAAUGAUUGUAUGGAAUUGGAACAUCUCAAGUGUUUGUUUGCAUUUGUUUUUGCGGGAAGUAGUGUUCUUUGACAAAU
Messenger RNA from Esox lucius (northern pike), 3729 nucleotides. It is a transcript of the gene telo2, whose product is annotated as TEL2, telomere maintenance 2, homolog (S. cerevisiae). The transcript has 20 exons. Gene Ontology annotation, biological process: protein stabilization; telomere maintenance via telomerase. NCBI's taxonomy places the organism in Eukaryota, Metazoa, Chordata, Actinopteri, Esociformes, Esocidae. The record is from RefSeq and is a predicted model, not a curated record. The coding region runs from base 268 to 2772 and encodes 834 amino acids. Gene Ontology annotation, cellular component: cytosol. Gene Ontology annotation, molecular function: telomeric repeat DNA binding; Hsp90 protein binding.